UUUGAUGAGAAUAAAAUAAAAUAAAAUAAAGAGAAGGGACGAGAAAUGAAUAGCUUAGGAGGAAUUAGGAGUUGGCCGGCGAAUUGGAGAAGUACGACGGCGUCAAUGACGACGACGGAGAGCGUUAGAAAGGUACCGCAAGUUUUAACAGUGGCGGGAUCAGAUUCCGGCGCCGGAGCUGGAAUUCAAGCCGACCUUAAAGUCUGCGCAGCUCGUGGUGUGUAUUGCGCUUCCGUCAUAACCGCAGUCACUGCUCAGAACACUCGAGGAGUUCAAUCUGUUCAUCUUCUUCCUCCGGAAUUUAUCUCUGAACAGCUCAAAUCCGUCCUCUCUGACUUCGAAUUCGACGUCGUGAAGACUGGGAUGCUUCCUUCUACUGAGAUCGUUGAGGUUCUUCUUCAAAAUCUAUCAGAUUUUCCAGUUCGUGCUUUGGUUGUUGAUCCUGUGAUGGUAUCUACUAGUGGUCACGUUUUGGCUGGUUCUUCUAUUCUCUCUAUCUUUAGAGAGAGAUUACUACCAAUUGCUGACAUAAUUACCCCAAAUGUGAAAGAGGCUUCUGCUUUACUUGAUGGUUUUCGGAUUGAGACUGUUGCAGAAAUGCGGUCUGCAGCAAAGUCGUUGCAUGAAAUGGGUCCUAGAUUCGUACUUGUUAAAGGUGGUGAUCUUCCUGACUCAUCAGAUUCAGUAGAUGUUUACUUUGAUGGCAAGGAGUUUCAUGAACUCCGUUCUCCUCGCAUAGCUACAAGAAAUACUCAUGGGACUGGUUGCACUUUGGCUUCCUGUAUUGCAGCUGAGCUUGCAAAAGGCUCUUCCAUGCUCUCAGCCGUCAAGGUGGCUAAACGCUUUGUCGAUAAUGCCCUAGAUUACAGCAAAGAUAUUGUCAUUGGCAGUGGGAUGCAAGGACCUUUUGACCAUUUUUUUGGUCUUAAGAAGGAUCCUCAAAGUUCUCGAUGCAGCAUAUUCAAUCCAGAUGACCUGUUUCUAUAUGCUGUUACAGAUUCUAGAAUGAACAAAAAAUGGAACCGUUCCAUUGUGGAUGCCUUGAAAGCUGCUAUAGAGGGAGGGGCCACCAUCAUACAACUGAGGGAGAAAGAAGCCGAAACACGGGAGUUUCUUGAAGAAGCAAAAGCAUGCAUUGAUAUAUGCCGGUCCCAUGGAGUUAGUUUGCUGAUAAACGACAGGAUCGACAUUGCCCUUGCUUGUGAUGCUGAUGGAGUCCAUGUUGGUCAAUCCGACAUGCCGGUUGAUCUAGUUCGGUCUCUUCUUGGCCCGGACAAGAUCAUAGGGGUCUCAUGUAAGACACCAGAACAAGCUCAUCAAGCAUGGAAAGAUGGUGCGGACUACAUUGGGUCAGGAGGAGUUUUUCCAACGAACACUAAGGCCAACAAUCGUACCAUAGGACUUGAUGGGCUAAAAGAAGUAUGUGAAGCAUCAAAAUUACCGGUUGUUGCAAUCGGAGGCAUAGGGAUCUCAAAUGCUGGGUCUGUUAUGCAGAUCGAUGCACCGAACCUAAAAGGUGUAGCAGUUGUGUCAGCUUUGUUCGACCAAGAUUGUGUUUUGACUCAAGCUAAGAAGUUGCAUAAAACGCUUAAAGAGAGCAAAAGGGGAAUUUGAACCAAAAGGUGUUUUUAGUUUUGUUUUAGGUGCUUACAAAAUGUUGUAAACCUUUUACUUCUUUACUUGAUGUAUUUUUUUUUUUUUUUUGAGAAAGCCAGAAAAGAUAAAUAGUAAUGAUUGCUACAAACAUUUUUACUUCCAAAAACUUCCAACAUUC
Messenger RNA from Arabidopsis thaliana (thale cress), 1774 nucleotides. It is a transcript of the gene TH1, whose product is annotated as thiamine biosynthesis protein. Bases 46 to 1614 code for a protein of 522 amino acids. Gene Ontology annotation, cellular component: chloroplast. Gene Ontology annotation, biological process: thiamine diphosphate biosynthetic process; thiamine biosynthetic process. NCBI's taxonomy places the organism in Eukaryota, Viridiplantae, Streptophyta, Magnoliopsida, Brassicales, Brassicaceae. The transcript has 8 exons. The record is from RefSeq and is marked reviewed. Gene Ontology annotation, molecular function: phosphomethylpyrimidine kinase activity; hydroxymethylpyrimidine kinase activity; thiamine-phosphate diphosphorylase activity.